AUGGAGCCGUCGCAGGUGUCGCCGGCGGCCACCGCCGGAGUGGCCGGCCUCGCCGAGCUCAGCGACGCCGUCUACUUCGCCAAGGUCCUGCAGCUACCGCUGGACAAGUCUGAGUCCAGCGUCGAGGCUGAGCUCGUCGCCCGCGCACGCGAACUCGGCAUCUCAGCCUCCCUCUUCACGCAGCACGCGCACCGCCAGCAGCACGCAGACAAGCGCUACACCUCGAGCGCAGAGUCGGCUUCCACCGUCCAGACCUCGUCGUAUCAUGGCCGCACCUUUUCUACCGCCUCCGACUCCGAUGCCAGCACCGCUCCCACGAUCCACUCCUCUACGCCUCCCACGCCGUCCGUCUCCGCCGCGACGAAGAACAAUGACUCUGCCGUCGCUCUGGAGAAGCGACCCCCCCGCGGCCGGGAAGGGGAACUGAGCUUUUCGCCCUACGAAAAGUAUGUUGCCAAGGUCGGCGCCGGCCUUGAUCAGCCCAAGGCGCUGCGCAAGUCAUCGCUCGUUCCAGCCGAGUCCUCGUCCAGGAGCAUGUUUAGCGUCAGCACCAGGCGCAGCUUCGUCAGCCUUGCCUCGGGGCUCAAGAGCAGGAUCCGGUGGCGGAGGAAGUCGAUAUUGCCGCCGCCGCCAAAUGUCAUGUCGUGCAUCUGCUGCCGCGACGACUACCGAAACGGCCCCAAGACGGCGCCCCUUCACUCCCUCCCGUGCGGCCACACGUACUGCUCGCACUGCCUCCGCAUCAUCAUCAGCCAGUCCAUGUCUGACGAGGCCAAGAUGCCGCCCCGGUGCUGCGCGCAGCCGAUACCGGGCAGCCUGAUCCGGAGCACCCUGACACGGGACAGCCAGCAAGCCUUCCUCAAGGCCGUGGCUCUGUACAGCACACCGUGGAAGUCGCGGAUAUUCUGCCCCAACGCGGACUGCGGAGAGUUCAUCCCGCCGCGCAGCAAGGUAGAUCCCAAGUCUCCCCUUAGCGUGGCAUGCCAGUCGUGCCACACGCGCGUAUGCGUGACGUGCAGGCGCAACGCCCACCCGGUCGGCAAAGACUGUCCCGAGGAUCGGGAGCUGAAGAAGGUGCUCCGGAUGGACGAUAAGUCCGGAUGGCGCCGCUGCUACAAGUGUCGCAGCCUGGUGGAACCGACGCAGGGCCGCACUCACCUGACGUGCCGAUGCAGGGCGCAGUUCUGCUACACGUGUGGCGGCGUGUGGGACCCGGCGGUCGGGUGCCCCAACGUGUGCAGCGGCGAGGAGGAGCUGGAGCGGCGACGGGCCGAGGAGGACGAGCGGGCCGCCGAGGUGGAGGCGGAGGGGGCGGCGCAGGAGCAGGCCAGCGAGGCCGAGAUCACGGCUCGCAGCGUGGCCGAGUCGCGCUCCCGCUCCCACCCGGAUUUCCAGAAGCUCACGCGCCAGCAGCAGGAUGAGCGUGACCGCUUCGUCGAGCUGGACCGCGCGGCCAAGGACGCGCUGCGCCGCCGGCACGACGAGCAGCGAGCCGCCAUGGCGGACCGACACAUGGACCAGCAGGAGAAGAUGAAGGAACGCCACAUCAAGACGGCCGGCCACCUCGAGGAUAGGCAGGUGGCGGCCGAGCUGGAGCUGCGCGUCUCCCUGGAGCAGAGCGAGCGGAGCGUCCGCAUCCGCCUAAAGCACAUGGAAGCUUACUGCGAGGGCCUGGGCCGAUCCUCGGCCCAGCAGCAGGCCGCCUCGUCGCCGAGCGGUACGUCUAUGCCCCAGCGUACCGUGACGGAGCGCGACCUCCGCGAGCUGGGACAGCAGUACAACCUCCGCGACAACAUGGAGCGCAUGCACCAGUCCAAGAUCAACGUCAUGCGCGACCGUCAGGCGAAGCGCAUGGAGGAGCUGCUAGACAGGCAGGAGGCUGAGCUGGCGACGCUGACGGCCAAGGGCCACGAGGAGCUCGACGAUCUGGCUGCCCGGUUUGCCCACGAGACCGAUGCCGCCAAUUCGCUGUUCGCCGCGAGGGCUGACAGGCUGCGGCGCAGGUGGGAUCUUGCCAUGGACAUUCUGCUCAAGGAGGUGCAGGGGGAUGAUGAGACGGUCCGAUACGCGAGGUUGCCAGUACCGCAGCUGCAGCAGUAA
Molecule: messenger RNA, 2100 nt
Organism: Geosmithia morbida
Lineage: Eukaryota; Fungi; Ascomycota; Sordariomycetes; Hypocreales; Bionectriaceae
Product: IBR domain
Exons: 2
Coding region: 1-2100 (699 amino acids)
Biological process (GO): positive regulation of proteasomal ubiquitin-dependent protein catabolic process; ubiquitin-dependent protein catabolic process; protein polyubiquitination
Cellular component (GO): ubiquitin ligase complex; cytoplasm
Molecular function (GO): ubiquitin conjugating enzyme binding; ubiquitin protein ligase activity; zinc ion binding
Source: RefSeq, a predicted model, not a curated record